CAGCAGAGGAACCAGAGGGAAAGUCCACCUUCCCAAGCACAGCCUUACCAUCCACCUCAGUCGACUGCUUGUCAAUUUCACUACCAACAGAAAGGGGCCUACAUAUCCACGGAAGAAAUGUCAAGUGAUAAGUCCAGUAGCCCUAAGAAUGAUCUCAAGAAUUGUGAUCCCAGAUGUGAACAAAAGUGUGAGACCAAAUGCCAGCCCAGCUGUCUAAGGAAGCUGCUACAACGCUGCUCUGACAAGUGUACACUAGACAAGUGCCCACCACCACCAAAGUGUCCUCCAUGUCCUCCAUGUCCCCUAGUGUGUCAACCACAGUGUUCUGCACCAACCUCCCCUCUGUGUCCCCCACUGUGCUCCCCAAAAUGUACCUGGACAUGUCCACCACCAUGCUCAUGCCCUGCAACAUGUCCAUGCCCUAACAAGGGAUGUGUUAAGCCUUGCCCUCCCAAGUGCCCCUCUCCAUGCCGACCCCCAGAGUGAGGCACCAUGGGCAACACCAAACUCACCACCACUAGCCUCCAUUACUACCUACAAUGUUAUGGAGCUGGAAGUGAAACCAUGAACUGACAAAGACCUUCUUCUGCUGUGGAACACUUCUGUCACUUUGGAGGAUUUGCUUUGUUUUGUGGUGGUUGUUACAGAGCACUCUGCCAAGAAGCAGUCCAUGGGAGUGAGAUCUUUGAGGACCCCACAGCCUCUGCUUGUCACUUAGGGGAAGUUACCUUUCCAGAGAAUGCCAAAUCCUGCUAGAGCAAUGCAUGACACCAACCUCACCACCACUGGCCUCUAUUACCAUCUACAACAUUGUGGGGCUGGAAGUGAAACUAUGAACUGACAAGUAAACACGUUCCUCUGCUGUGCAAGA
Messenger RNA from Grammomys surdaster, 871 nucleotides. RefSeq names its product late cornified envelope like proline rich 1 (gene Lelp1). The transcript is spliced from 2 exons. The record is from RefSeq and is a predicted model, not a curated record. Lineage: Eukaryota; Metazoa; Chordata; Mammalia; Rodentia; Muridae. Bases 118 to 486 code for a protein of 122 amino acids.